Molecule: messenger RNA, 2051 nt
Organism: Xenopus laevis (African clawed frog)
Lineage: Eukaryota; Metazoa; Chordata; Amphibia; Anura; Pipidae
Gene: mc3r.S
Product: melanocortin 3 receptor S homeolog
Exons: 1
Coding region: 326-1315 (329 amino acids)
Biological process (GO): signal transduction; G protein-coupled receptor signaling pathway
Cellular component (GO): plasma membrane; membrane
Molecular function (GO): G protein-coupled receptor activity; melanocortin receptor activity
Source: RefSeq, a predicted model, not a curated record
GCUGUCACUUAUACCUGCUCUGUAAGUAAAGAGAAGAGGCAGGAGCUAAAGGAGGAGUCAGUUACUAUCAAUGAAAGUGGGAAAUAGAUGUGCUCUCCCUCCCAUUGCAACACACACUCAUUCUCCUGGAGUACAACUGGAUUGCACAGAGCACCGAGGCACAACACAACAGCAUGGAGACAGCCGUCGUACGUAGCUCUCCUUAAAGGCAACACUUCUCUGGACUCCGUGGAAGGAUUUACCGUAGGCACGGCUGAUUUAUAAAUAUAUUCUGUAGAAGAUGAAGAUCUGAGAAGUGUCUGAACUCAGCUUCAAGUCACCUACUAUGUCUGGAAAAGGCUUUGCCAUGAAUAGCACCAACUUCUUCUCUGUCCAGGCUGUCCUGGUCAACACCACCCUGAACCUCAACGAGACACUUUUUCUCAACAACCUCAGCAGGAUGGGAUUCUGUGAGCAAGUCUUGAUAAAGACGGAGGUCUUCUUAACCCUUGGGAUCAUCAGUUUGCUGGAGAAUAUCCUUGUGAUCCUCGCUAUCCUCAAAAAUAAAAACCUUCACUCGCCCAUGUACUUUUUCCUCUGUAGCCUGGCCGUGGCCGACAUGCUGGUCAGCGUGUCCAACGCCCUGGAGACGAUUGUGAUCGCAAUUCAGAACAAGUACUUGGUCAUCGGGGACUACCUGCUGCAGCAUCUAGACGACGUCUUUGACUCUAUGAUCUGCAUUUCUUUAGUAGCCUCUAUAUGUAACCUCUUGGUCAUUGCUAUCGACAGGUACAUCACCAUAUUUUAUGCCCUGCGCUAUCACAGCAUUAUGACGGUAAAGAAAGCGAUAGCCUUGAUCGUGGUCAUCUGGACUUCGUGCAUCAUUUGUGGCAUUGUGUUCAUUGUCUUCUCGGAAAGCAAAACCGUCAUAGUGUGUCUCAUCACCAUGUUCUUCACCAUGCUGGUCCUCAUGGCCACCAUGUACGUGCACAUGUUUUUGUUUGCACGGCUGCACGUGAAACGGAUCGCUGCCCUCCCAGUGGAUGGCGUGGUCCAGCAGCGCACGUGCAUGAAAGGAGCGAUCACAAUCACCAUACUCCUUGGAGUCUUUGUUGUCUGUUGGGCACCAUUCUUUCUCCACCUCAUCCUGAUCAUUUCAUGCCCCUCCAACUCCUACUGUGUCUGCUACACGUCCUACUUCAACACAUACCUCAUACUGAUCAUGUGCAACUCAAUCAUCGACCCUCUUAUCUAUGCUUUCCGCAGUCUGGAGAUGCGGAAAACCUUCAAAGAAAUCAUAUGCUGCUACGGCAUGAAUUUCGGGAAAUGUGGAUAGUGGUUAGAGCUUUUAAUAGGGGAGUAUUUGGCUUCAUCAAGACUUAUUUAGGGUUUGGGAUGACCCAAAAUCUCUUCAGUGUAUGGAGCGUGCCAAUUGGAUCAAAACAUGCUGCACUUUGUUGCACAUAUAGUAUAUAUAUAGGGCGUCUGGGUAAGUGCCCUAGAUUAACAAGGGUGCAAUACUUCAUCCACCCAAAUCCAUUUAAACCCAAUCAUAUUAGGGUGGGACAAGGUCUUUAAUAUUUUUCUAUAUUUGAACCAUGUCAGCUAUAAAGGGCAGGAAAGACCAAGUUAUUUAUUUUUAUGAGAUGAUUGUUAGAUUCUAGCCCAUGUUAACACCACCUCCUUUUGAAGGGGAACUAUCAUGAAAUUGAAUAUGGACAAAUUCUGGACUUCUAAAGAGUUAAAUGUAGCUUUUUCUGCCAGGAUCUCAGGUCUUGUGAAUGCCAGACGUAACGCGAUUUAGGUCUCGCUGGGUCCUGCAGAGCCUCACUCGCCUUACACAAUGUCUGGACAUUUAUAAACAUACGGUUACAAAAGGAAGCCGACCUUAGAGUAGACACGGUGUAUAAACUGUGCAUCAUUGUAGUUGUCAGCUUGUGUGAAAGUCAGAAAAACUACAUUUAACCCUAUAUAAGGCUGAAAUUGAACUACAUAAAACCCCAGACUAGUACUUGCGGUAAUGUAUGUGUAUGUGUGUGAUUAUGUGGAAUGCAUAUAAACACAAAUGUAUU